Messenger RNA from Fusarium redolens, 1499 nucleotides. Its product is annotated as Alpha/Beta hydrolase protein. The record is from RefSeq and is a predicted model, not a curated record. Bases 334 to 1257 code for a protein of 307 amino acids. The transcript has a single exon. Lineage: Eukaryota; Fungi; Ascomycota; Sordariomycetes; Hypocreales; Nectriaceae.
GGCCUAUAGCAUUAGAGUCUUACAGUAAGCAGUUAUGUCAUACAGUAGUAUUGCCCAGUUAUAUUAUAGCCUCAGUACACGUGAUCAUUUGUUGCAUGACACUAAUGAUCCUGUAUCCUGCAUGUCAGCUUACGCAUUCCCAAUGUCUCCUCAUGGUGUUCGCCAGCUUGGACUCUUUAUAGGGAAGUCGUUGGGCUGUCAGAUUCUUGUUCCUGUUACUUCAUCUCCACUCAACGGCUUCAGCCAGUUUUAGCCUUUGGAUAGACGUUUUUGUAUCGCACUAGCCUGCUACACUCCUGAAUAUUUCAAGUGUUUAAGCGGCUCGCAACCAAGAUGACCACUGAAGAGUCUCAGAACUUCCUCCGAAGUCUUGUCGCCCCGUUGCGCAAUCAAAUACCUACACCUCUACUUCAUAGGCCUAGCGAGGCCGGCCUUGAGUACGAGGAUGUCUUCUUUCCUUCCGAAGACGGUACUCCACUUGAGGCUUGGUAUAUUCCAAAGUCUGGCUCGAACAAGCUCGUCAUUGUUAAUCACCCCCUUCGAUGCAAUCGAUCUGGGUUUCCUGCCCACCUGGAACCCUGGAAGGCCUUCCUUGGUGGCACUGCCACUGGCAAUGACUUCGAGCUCAAUUUCAUCCCCGACUUGAAGAUACUGCAUGAUGUCGGCUACAAUGUACUCGCCUACGACAUGCGCAACUUCGGCAAUAGUGGACAGGCCAACGGUGGCAUUUCUGGCACUGGCCACUUCGAGUCCAGGGAUGUUGUGGGCUCGCUGAACUACGUCCGUAGCCGGCAGGACACCAAGAAUAUGACAAUCGGUCUUUUUAGUCGUUGCCUCGGCGGCAUAGCGACUUUCAUCGCGGUACACCGUCGACCAGAGGCAUUCAAGGAUGUGCGUUGUCUUCUUGUCCCCGAACCGCUCUCUUACCGGCCCUUUGUUGAAAGGGCUCUUGAGAUGACUGGUCUUGAAGAUCGCUUCGAUGAGGUCAACAAAUUGGUCAAAAUUGAGUCAAGUUUCGACAUUGACGAACUAUCGCCCAUCCCAAUUAUGAAGAGCGUCCACAUCCCGACAUUUAUAUACUCUGUGCGCAACGACAUAUUGACGAAGGAAAGCGAUGUGCAGACAAUGUACGACUCAAUCCCUAUCGAAGAAAAGCGGCUUCUCUGGGUUGACGGAACAGUCCGGAUGAAGGGUUAUACGCACUUUCAAGAAAACCCCCAGAUCUUCGUUAAGUGGCUAGCUCAGUAUAUGGACUAGAAUUAUUUCGGACCACUUUAGGUACAAGAGGCUAUCAAGCUGAAGCAACAGAGCCAGACUGUAUUGAAGUGAGCCCCAAUUGACUGUGUUGUGGUCUAAGAUCUAAGCUGCUGUAGUUGAAAUACUGUUAUUUAUAUUGCGCAGUAGUGCUGGGUGAAAAAAUAUUUUUUAUGAAACUUGAUUGUUCAUUAUUGAGAUGAGAGUUCUUCUCGAGUUUAUAUCUCUAGUUGAUUUCAUCUAGG